AUGUAGCUGGCAGUCAUGGAGCCAACGCGGAACGGUACGUGUCAACUGGUCGCAGUGUGCAUGGCACUGAUUGCCUGCUGUUGCUGCCUGAGCGCAGCGCAGCUGUUGGCACUUCCGUCCAAGGAUCUGGAUGAGCUGGGCGCCCAGUAUCUGCCUGCUGGCUUUGGACAGGCGAACCUUACGAUGGCGGAUGUACAGCGUAUUCUACAGCAAAAGUGCCAGGAGGCGAUCGCGGAGAGGCCGGGCAGUGAGACAAAUGCAACGAAACUAAGCGAGGAUCUUCAGCUGGGCGCCAGCCGUUUGGGCGAGUGCAUCGCCGAGCUGGCCAAUAUCACCGUUGUGCUCGACGAGGUGGAGAAGGCACGGCCACGUGGCGAUCUCGAUGUUGUCUUCGAGAAGUACUGCCUGCGCAUGCCGCAGGCUCGCGCUUGCCUCUCGGAAUUCAAUGAGGCUCUGCUGCCCUGUCUGACGCGCGAAGAACGCCAGCACAAUACCAUGGUGCAGCGCAUCAUAGGCAAGCUGCUGGACUUUGUGUGCUACAAAAACGGCGAUCAGAUAGCGCUCUUCAUAGCCGAACAGGGACCUGAGUGCCUGGAGCAGCACAAGGAUCAUGUGAGCAGCUGCUUUCAAAAGACCUUUGGUCAUUAUAUCCCCAGCCAGCUGAACGUAACGCUGACAGAUCUGCCCGAGCUGGUACUAGGGCCCCGUCAGUGUGCCGAACUGCAUGAGUUCGAGGGCUGCGUGGUGCGCCACUUGGAGACAUGCAGCAACAUCACGCCCAGCAACAUUGUCGAGUCCAUGUUUCGCUAUGUGCGCAAGGAGUCCAACUGCCAGCAGGUCAUUGAUCGCGUGACCAGGGAGCGCAGCGAGGCGCUGGGCCUGCGAUCUAGCGCAGCGACUGUGACGUCGGCGACGAUUGCCUUGUUGCUGGGCUUAGCCGUAAUUAAUGUUUAGUUAGCAUUUAAUCUAACCACAAGCUGUGUGCCUAUUAGCCUAUAGUGUAAGAGUAUCUCAAGCUCGAUGUCUUUUUUUUCUUUUUUUUUUUUUUUUUUUGCCCUUUAGCUUUG
Messenger RNA from Drosophila novamexicana, 1067 nucleotides. Its product is annotated as 27 kDa glycoprotein. NCBI's taxonomy places the organism in Eukaryota, Metazoa, Arthropoda, Insecta, Diptera, Drosophilidae. The record is from RefSeq and is a predicted model, not a curated record. The transcript has a single exon. Bases 16 to 954 code for a protein of 312 amino acids.